AUGUACAUCCGGCCACUCCACAGCGGGUGCCGCCGUUGCGGUGGUGCUGGUGACCAUGCUGCUCGUCUAGCCUCGCAGUGGCGCACUGCUGCGCUGCUCGUCACAGCUGCCUUUACGUCCGUGCUGUUUUUCUCUCCCUCAUGGGUGCAGGCGGGGAUCACCAACGCCGCGGACUUGGAGCCCGUGUACCUUCUGAACACCAUGUAUGCGACUGACGCCUUUGUUGAGGAUGACGCCAAGGCCCUGUGGAAGGGCAUGGACAUGGCCUUCUACAACUCUGGGUAUAAGGCUGCCGGCGGGCGCCCCAUCAAAAUUCUUCAUCCCGAUCCUGUCCAGGAUAGCCUGAAUGACACAGAGGCGGUAAUUCUUCACGCCCUUCAUCGGCAGGAGAAGCUGCUCGCGGUGCUUGGGCCGUACAUGGAUACCUGCCUCACCGUGGCUCUAAACAGUGUUGAUGUGGUCAAAUCUGAGCUGAUGCUGCUUGGCCCCUUCACCGGCUCCUCCACUGUGCGCACCUGGAGUGACUCCGUGUACUUUACCCGCGCCGAGCCGAUGAUAGAGCUCAAAGUUGUUAUGAUGCACGUGAUUAACACCAUUCGUGCUCGCCGUGUUGCCUUCAUGCACUUGACUGGGGCACAUUUUGGUGAAGAGGAGUUGCUCUACAUGCAGCUCACGCUCGCGUCCCUCUUACGCGACCCGGCGGCGGUGUAUGCUGCACCGCUCUCAGCGAUCAACGCGGAAGUUGAUCAGAACGCGUUUGAUGCGAUGGCGGACACACACCCGCAGGUGAUCAUUGUGUGGACUGCUCCCGGAAAGCAGGUGGCUCGUUUCCUCGAAAAGGCGCUGACAGAUUCGCGUACUUCAUCAGCGUACAUUAUCUCCUGCUCGAUGAUGCAGCGGCUCAUGUUUCAUCUUCACAAGCGUCUGCUGAACUCGGGCAGCAUUGUGUCAAGGGAUGGCCAGAUACUCGUGAGUGCCACAGAGUCGCCGGUGUCUGACCAGAUAUCAAAAUACAUCAAGGUGUUCAAGACACAGAUGCGUAACUACAUCGAAAACUCGGGCAGCUUCGACUACUCACCCGACGACGAAACGGUGGAGACACUAGCGCCCACGUUGAUGUCUGCGAUGCCGCGUACUCGGAAUUUCACUGUGGAGACAUUCUUGGAAGCACAUCCGGAUCUUGCGCAGCUGAUGGUGCUGGGUUGGGUGUCCGGAACCCUUGUGCAGCAGACGCUUGAGCGGCCCGACUGGAUCGUGAGCCGAUCAGCGUACAAAGCUGGUCUGUUUAACCAAAACCGGUUCAUGAUCGGCGGCGACUACGUGCUGGGAGACUAUGGCGGUUCGUGCGAGCCACUCGCGCAGUACUUGGGUGCAACGUGUUACUGCAACCAAGGCGGGCGCGCGGCGAUCCUUACGGUCUUGAAGGACGCCUCGUGGGACAUCUUGCCUGACUCGCUCUUCACGUACCCUCAGUCAGCGUGCAACUCAUCCAAGGCUGAGGUCAUAAAAGCGGCGACUGUGUUGAUCCUCAUGCACCUGGACUCUCCGAAGCUAAUGGAGGCAGGCGUGCAGAUGACCGCCAUCGCACCCGACGCUGUCCAGGAUGACUCCUGCAAGCGCCACAGUGUGAAUAGACUCUCUCUGAGUAUGACGAUGGCAGCAGCACAACGGCUGUUUGAUGCGGAGGUAGGGAACUACUCUGUCGAUAUCGUUGCUGGGCCCAUGCGGCGCACACUCGACGUGGGCAACACCUUCGUGGUGAGUCCGCUCUACACCCGCCCACACCUGCUGACGAAGAAGCGCAACUACGUGUACCUGAUGCCGACGCUGGAGCAGCAGAUGUUCCUGCUGUACUUCAAAAUCGACGCUGUGCGCGCCGCUGUGUCCGCCGGUACGGACACGAGGGUGACUCUGCGAGGGUAUUCGGCAGACGAGGCAGAUACAAUUUCAGAUCUCUUCUGCAAGACAGCAGGCACAUUUAACCUUCCGGACCCGUUCAUUAUCCGCGUUCCCCUCACGGAGAGCUUGACUGGCAUCGUUUCUCCAAAGGGCAUUAACGUUGUCGUUGGCAUGACCGACGGAGACGGUUCUAGGAUGGCGACCUUCCUUGCUGCGAAUCCCGCUGCCAUUAUCGUAGUAUGCUUCGAUGACCUGGCGAUGCACUACACGGAGCUUAUUGCGGCCCUUUCCAUACAGCCAUCAUCCGUACAAUCGAGACUGAUCUCGUUCAACAGCCUGCCGCUCUGGAGCGAUACGUCGCCAGCGGCAGAGGCUGACUCACCGGUCCUUAAGCUCUUCCACAGAAGGUUCCCCGAUCCUAGCAACCACACGCCGUCUCUGCUACGCGACCUAGUGACCGCCAGUUUUAUUGGGGAGCUCAUUGCUAAAGUGAGUGUUCCGCACACACAGCUACUCGCGGGCGAGCUGUACAUGCGCAGUACAUUCACCACACACAACAUGGUAUUUGGCCCCUUUGAGUGGGGCUGCACCACGACGGCGAGCGGUGAUGACUGCAUAUACGAAAACUACGGCGCGCAGAGCAUUGCGAUGCUCUCCGUGCAGAGGAUGCUGGACCCGCGGGUGCCGCAGCUGACGGCUCCGAUGACGCCGUCCUUGGUGUACAGGCCUCGCGUGGCGUCGAGUGCGCUGACGCCUGCGGAGCGCAACGGCAUCAUUGCCGGCGUCGUGCUGCUUGUUGUCGCGUCGAUUGCAGCUGUUGGGCUGCUCCUGUACUGCUGCAUGGACAACCGGGACAACGACGCGGCGCCGAAGGACGGUGACGAGCCGGUGACGCUGGUCUUCACGGACAUCGAGAGCAGCACUGCGCUGUGGGCCGUGCUGCCGCAGCUGAUGGCUGACGCGAUUGUGGCGCACCACCGCGUGAUCCGGCAGCUGAUCGCGAAGCACGGGUGCUACGAGGUGAAGACGAUCGGCGACUCGUUCAUGAUUGCGUGCAAGAGCGCGCACAGCGCUGUGAGGCUUGCGUGCGAGAUCCAGACGAAGCUGCUGGGGCACGACUGGGGGACGGUGUCCAUCGACGCUGCGUACCGCGAGUUCGAGCUUGCGCGCGCGGACGCUGAUGACGACUACGUGCCGCCGACUGCGCGGCUGAGCGAGGAGGAGUACGCCGCGGUGUGGUGCGGGCUGCGCGUGCGUGUGGGGGUCCACACCGGGCUGUGCGACAUCCGGUACGACGAGGUGACGAAGGGGUACGACUACUACGGCGACGCGCCGAACAUGGCUGCGCGCACGGAGGCUGUUGCGAAUGGCGGGCAGGUUGUCGCGACGGAGACGGCGUGGUGGGCGCUGUCGAACGAGGAGCGCGCGGGUGCUGCGCACACCGCGAUGGGACGGCAGGGGCUGCGCGGUGUGCCGUUCGCGGUGGAGAUGUUCCAGAUGGACGCUGUGCCUGGGCGCCGUCACGCUGCGCUGCGCACGGAGAUCGAGGCGAUCCUGCCGGACGAGACGGCGACGGAGACGGCCUCGAGUGCUGCUGGUGCGCUGCUGUCGUCUGUGGGCACGAUGAGCGGCCCUGCUGCUGGCAUCGCCUUGGUGCUGACGAGCUGCUUUGCGCCGUACCCCGUAGCGCAGCGCGUGCGCGAGCUGCAGCCGCUGCUGAGCAAGUGGGGCGUUGGUGCGCCGCCGCGGAGCCGUGCUGUGAGCGAGGAGGACUACUGCCAGGGGCUGAUGAACCGCCUAGCGCUUCGGAUUGCGACGGUGUCGCAGGCCCGCCAGCGGAUGGGCAACGGCGGGGCCGUGGUGGCGGGCGACAUGCCGGACGUUGGCGCUGGUGGGGCGCUGAACCCGCUUGUGGGCGUGGGUGGCUGUGGCGUGGGCGGCGCGGCGCCGCGGCCUUCGGGGAUGACAGCGCCGCCGCGCUCCGGAGUGCCGUCCGCGGUGCGCGACCUUCGUAUGCUGAGGACGUAG
This is a messenger RNA of Leishmania braziliensis MHOM/BR/75/M2904, 3927 nucleotides long. Its product is annotated as receptor-type adenylate cyclase a. NCBI's taxonomy places the organism in Eukaryota, Euglenozoa, Kinetoplastea, Trypanosomatida, Trypanosomatidae. The record is from RefSeq and is a predicted model, not a curated record. Gene Ontology annotation, biological process: intracellular signal transduction; cyclic nucleotide biosynthetic process. The transcript has a single exon. Bases 1 to 3927 code for a protein of 1308 amino acids.